Heterobilharzia americana is the source of this 6353-nucleotide messenger RNA. The record is from the annotation of a GenBank genome assembly. Lineage: Eukaryota; Metazoa; Platyhelminthes; Trematoda; Strigeidida; Schistosomatidae.
AAAAGUUGCGGGAUGCCUAAAAAUGACCGCCAUAUUUUGCUUUAAGCAGUUUCUUCUUCUACACUUUUUUCCAUGUUAUUGACUUUGGAAUAGACGCAUGUAAUUAAAUGUCUGGUGUAAACAUGCAUGGUUCGACCGCGCCUGAUCGAACACAAGGUUUGUCUAUGGAAACUAAGAUGGUACUCAUGCAACAGCAGUUGGCACUACUGUUGCAUGCUGAUCACUGUGAACGACUUGAAAGGAGGGGGAUUGCGACAAACUGCAUAGAUCGAAACUGUGGGGAAAUUCGAAAUUUACUGCCUCAUCUACAGAGUUGUACUCGAGAAAAAGAGUGCAGUGUUCCACACUGUAUUUCAUCGAAGUACAUACUGCGACACUACCGUUCUUGUAGAGACGCAGAAUGCAGAGUUUGUUCAGCAAUUAGGAAGCCUACUGGAAACGCUAUCGCAUCGUCAAUAUCGUUACCUAAUAAUUGUUCUCAAAAUGGACUCAGUUCAAAUCAUAAAUCUGAUUUGUCAGCGCUGAAUGGUAUUAAAGUGACUGACUCUCCACUACCAUCUCAGAAGAAUUCAUUUUCAGCUAGUUCUUGUGAAUCACAGUCAGCAACUAUGGUAAAUGGUGACGUUAGUCGGGUACCCUUAAAUGAAAGUCGCAUAACUGAUCAGCAAAGAGAAUUAGCCAUGAAAAAAUUGUAAGUGUCUAUUUCUCUAAAAAUCAUUUUUCUAGUGUAAAUGAUAUAUCUUUAUCAAUUUUUCCAACGGCAAAUCCUACAGCAUAUAGUGAUCCUAGGAUGAAACAGUUUUUAGACUAUGUGAAACGAAUGGAAAAAGAUGUUUACAUGAAAUCUAAAUCGACGGAAGAAUAUUUCAAGACAAUGGCACUCCACUAUCACAACAUUCAUUCUGAAUUGAAAGAAAAGCGUCGUUUACGAGAAGCUUGUCCAUCACUACAGAAUGGGGAGGUGUCUGACGUUGCACAACCGUCAGAUCUAACGGAUUCUAUGACGUCAGAAAAUGGUCCAUCAAAAGUGAAUUCUUAUGAUCAGGAUCAGUUUUCAGACGCUUUGGAAAUUGUAUCCAAGCGUGAAGAACAAAUUCAGCGAGGAACGAAGACGGAAGUUGCUACCGAAAACUUAUCGAAUUCUUCUGGUUCGGCAGAUGUUUUAGAAGAGAAAGAUAGCAAGCAAGAUUCAAACUCCCCAGAAGCCAAAUGUCAUUCUAUUACUUCUAUAGAAACCAGUGAAGGCGAUACCAGAACAAAGGUUGACGUAAAAACAGAACCAGAUUCAGAAACACCUGAUACCAGUAAUUCUGAUGAAAAGAAGGUCGAAACUCAAAGUUCUCGAGAACCUAUCAGACGAAGAAUUUGGUAUUCCAAUGAGUUGUUGCAAUACUUCCUACCAGUUGUGAUAAAAAUAAGUAAAGAAAAGGAUGCUGAACCAUUCUUGACCCCCGUGGAUUGGAAGUUCCUUGAAAUCUAUGAUUAUCCACAAAUAGUUUCAGACCCUAUGGAUUUAUCAACUAUACGAAGAAAAUUGGAAGAUCGAGAAUAUAAGGAUCCUUGGGAGAUAGUUGAUGACUUUUGGCUGAUGCUUAACAAUGCAUGGCUGUAUAACAAAAAGACUUCUAAGGUGUAUAAGACGUGUACAAGGGUAAUUUUAUAUUUUUACUCAUACAUUUCUCUAGUUGGCGGAGACUUUCGAAAGCAUAAUCGAUCCUGUGAUGCAGUCAUUAGGAUUUUGCUGUGGCCGAGAGUACUAUUACCAACCACCUACAUUAACGUGUUUAACUCCGAAGUUUUGUACAAUAUACCGUGAUGCUGUUUAUUAUGUUUAUAAAAGCGAUGGUCAAACUCCUGGUCUUUUGGAACAGAAAUAUACGGUUUGUGAAAGAUGCUAUAACGAAGCUAUGGAUCAAAUAGCACUGGACAGUGACUCCAGUAGCCCAGUGUAAGUUGCAUUUCCUCUCAAUUUUAAAUACGCAUUUUAGGAAUGUUCAAAAAAGUUUGAUGGAGAAGUGCAAAAAUGAUGUCAAAGAGAAGGAACCAUUCGUUUUCUGCAAGCAUUGUGGCAGGAAAUGGCACAAAGUUUGCGCUAUUUAUCAUGAGGAUAUUUGGCCUGAUGGCUUUAUUUGUAAUCACUGCGUUGUGAACUAUGGAUUAAAACGUACAGAAAACCGAUUCACGGCCAAAAAGCUCACAACUUGCAAACUAAGCAACUUCUUAGAAAAACGCGUAAAUGAUUUUUUGAAGAAAAAGGAAGCCGAUGCAGGUGAUGUCAUUAUUCGUGUUCUUGCUGCAGCAGACAAAACUGUUGAGGUGAAAUCUGGUAUGAAGUCUCGGUUCUGUGACAAUGGAGAAAUGCCUGAGUCUUUCCCAUACAGAGUAAAAGCUAUUUUCGCAUUUCAAGAAAUCGGUGGUCAAGAGGUUUGUUUCUUCGGCCUCCAUGUACAGGAAUAUGGCUCUGAUUGUCCACUUCCUAACACCAGACGAGUUUACGUGGCUUACCUAGACUCUGUCUAUUUUUUUCGACCUAAACAAUAUCGUACAGAAAUAUAUCAUGAACUUUUGGUUGGUUAUAUUCACUAUGCAAAGUUACUUGGCUUCACAAUGGCUCAUAUAUGGGCUUGUCCACCUAGCGAGGGUGAUGAUUAUAUUUUUCAUAUGCAUCCACCUGAUCAAAAAAUCCCAAAACCUAAAAGGUUGCAAGAAUGGUACCAAAAAAUGCUCAAGAAAGCACUUUUUGAACGCAUCGUAGUUGAUUACAAAGACAUCUGUCAGGAUGCCAAUGAGUCUCACUUGAUAUCGCCAGCUGAGUUGGCCUAUUUCGAAGGAGAUUUUUGGCCAAAUACAUUGGAAGAAAUAUUUAAGGAAAUGGACGAAGAAGAUGCUAAACGAAAACAAGAGCAAGAAGCACUGGCUCGUGGGGAUGAUGAUGAUGAGGCGAAAGAAAACGUUCAAACGAAAGAAGCUGACGAGAAUCCUGGAAAAAAGAAAGCCAAGAGGAGAAAGCUUAAACGUAGUGCAUCCUUAACAAUUACGGGUAAACGGAAGCGCUUGAGUGGGAUUGGCUCAGGAGAUGUUGCAAAUGAGGUUGCUCGUCGUGUGUACGAAAUAAUGGAAAAACAUAAGGAAAACUUUUUCGUUAUACGAUUGCAUCCUCAAAAUUCUGUCGCAUCAUUGCCACCAAUCAAGGAUCCUGAUCCACUUAUCAACUCAGAAUUGAUGGAAUGCCGUGGUGCUUUCCUAGAGAAGGCUAGGGAGAAGCAUUUAGAGUUUUCAUCCUUAAGGCGUGCUAAGUAUUCCACCUUAGUUAUGUUAUAUGAAUUACAUAAUGAAAAUCGUCAACCUCUGAUGUACACCUGCAAUGUUUGCAACGCGCAAUUGGAAACGCCUUGGCAUUGUAAACAAUGUAUCGAGUAUGAUUUAUGCCCCCGAUGUUAUGAAACCGAAAACCAUCCUCAUCCUAUGGUGAAAAUAGGUAUAGGACUUGAUGAUUGCAACAAAGGGCAAGAAUCAAGUAGUGAUGCAGCUAUUCAGGAAUCGGGAAGAGAUAAAUUAACUCGCUGGGUAAAAGCUUUAGGCCAUAGUUGCUACUGUCGUGAUGCAAAUUGUCGUGUUUACGCUUGUAAAACUAUGAAGUACCAAGUUCAACAUUUCCGUGUCCACUCAACAGAUCGAAAUCAGUGUUCUGUUUGCCGAUUUAUUUAUUAUUUGUGUUGUUACCAUUCUAAAACAUGUCAUGAAUUGAAAUGUCUGGUACCCUUGUGUCCUAAACUAAAGGCAAAGAUGAAGCAGCAACAGAAACAGCAACGCCUAAAACAGACACAAAUGCUCCGUAGGCGGAUGGCUACUAUGCAGCGUUGUAACAACAUGACUCCUAGUCAUCAACCUACUCCUCCCCCAUCUCAGUCCUAUCAGCAGUGUUCUCAGUCAUCAACAUCUGACUGUAUAUCCUCCCCCAUGUCUAUACCCAUGCAAUCGUCUCCAUUUUCGUAUACUGCUGUUACUACUGCUUCCUGUAAUCUUACCUCUCCACACUCAAGAAGUCAAUCUUCUAUUCAGUCUCCACAGCAAAGUCAGUUUUUCCAUCCUCCUUGUCCAUCUUUCCAAAACACUCAGCAACCCACCUAUCCUCCAAAGUCAUUUGUACCCAGCCCAUCUAUUCCCAGAUCACCAUCUAUUUCUUCUGCGUCAACCUCUGCUUGUGUCCAAAACCUUCCUCAAUCCUCGGGUGCCCAUAAUCACCCUGUAUUUAAUUCAGAAUCAGACCAGUCUGUGAAUACACAUGUGGAUGUCAACAGAACGGGUUUCAGCUUUCCGCCGCAACCGAAAAAUUCUCUAUCUGUAGCUCAGCCUUUGACUUCUUUUAGUAACCAACAUCUAAUGCAGCGUCAGCAAGUACAAGAACGUCCUCAGCUAAAUCUUGCAAACAGUAUGACACCUAAUUAUGUUGUUCCUCAACAUACCCUUCAGUCACAUGCAUGCACUUCUGGACAUCCGAUUUUACACAGACCCCCAAUUACAUCCAAUUCAAUAUCUAUAGAUGGAUCAUCUCCUAAAUCGUUUAUGCAUCAGCCAUGUGUUUCCUCUAUGGAUGUUGAUUCAUCAUAUCCUCAACAAAUGAUGUCAAGUCAGCGGUUUCACACAGAAAACGAACAUAGUAAUUACUCAUUCAGCAAGCAACAAGUUAGUCAACGUCAUCCUUCACAAAUAUAUCCUCAAAUUGUUGAAGGGUACAAUCCUAGUACAUUUUUACCUGGUAGUAACCAAUCUUCAUCAGUAACUGUUUCGACUCCUAACUGGAAGCAACCUGGAACUGCAUCAUCGAGCAGUACUAUGUAUCCAGCAGGAUCAUCUACGUGUUCUACCCAACCGAAUGCAUCUGUCAUCCGAUCUGCAGUCCCACAACCUGUAGGAUCCACAACCCCACCGAAUUCUGGUGUUAUUGUUCCGUGUGGUGUCUCAUCAGAGGAUGUGCGGAUCGUUCAGCAGGCAUAUACCACUAUGAGGCAACGGGGUGCUCCGGCGUCUGAGUUCUCAAAUUGGUUGAACUCUAAUCCUCAGUAUAUGAGAGCAUGGCAGUAUAUGCAGCAGUCACAUUUACACAACCAACAACAGCAAUCUCAAAUGUCUGGAAGUUUAUCUAGCACAUCUAAUACUCAUUCCUGUUCUAUGGGGACACAGCAACACAAUGCUUAUUCUGUUUGCCAAACGCCACAGAAUCCUCAGUCUGUCACUGGGUUACGCUCCUUACCACAACCUAGGUAUUCCUAUCCACAAAUUCAGCAACAACAAGUUAUCUCAAAUCCUCAGUCACAGUCCUGGUCGUCUGUGCCUGUACAACAACCUCGUUUUCGUCAAGUGAUAUCAGCGCCCAGUUUCAAUCAGCAACCUAGUCAACAGUUUUCGAUUUCCUGUCAUCAACAAGUGAGCAAGUUGCCUUGUACAAGCAUGCCUCCAUCACAAACACCUAAUUCUCCUCAGCGCUAUAUGAGCCAAACAAAUUUGCCUCAACCUUGACCAAUCAGAUCCCUAUCUCACCUCCUGUAUCUAACAUAUCCCGUUGUCCGAAUGCUAUGAUUCCACAAAUGGCACCUCUCCCACGUUGUACCAACAAUCCACCCGUAAUGCCUUCCAUGGGACUUGUUAAUCCUGGUGGCAUGGGUCCUACACGCUCAGUCCAACCUUCUCCUCAUUACUCAUCUGUAAUGCUGUCACAGUUAUUAGGACCAGGUCAAACGUCUAAUCUUGUUAACAACCCAUCUUCCUUUUCAGAAUAUCCUAACUUACCAAAUAAACAACAUCUUGUCCGCCAGGAAUUCAUUCCUUCAACAGUUUUCCAACAGAAGCUAAAUUAAUGCUAAAUAUUCUUGUCUACAUACAUAUUUCAGCUUACUUUUCUUCAAAUACUUAUGCUGAUUUAAGAAAUUUUUUACUUUCGAUACAGAUGUGUGUAUAUAUAAUAUGAAUUUGAUUAAUGAAUUAUCUCUGAGUUUUGACUACUACUUGUUAUUUUCUUUCAUCAUAAAAAGCACAUGUAAAUAAUACUUCUAACCUUCUGGCAUUUUCUUUGACACCAUUCUGUACUAAUUUUAUUGUCUACUUCUCACUUCAGGUUUCCACUAUAAUGGUGAGAUCAUGUGAUUUUUCGCCUUUUUCUGUAUAUUUGUACAGGCUAUGAUAUGUGUAUACGUUAGCUACCACAAUUUUUACUGAGCUAGAUUUUACACCCAUCUACAUUAUCUAGCCUUCCUUAAAUUAAUGUAUUACUAAUUAUGUAAUUUUUUUUCUUUAAUAAGAAUUUUCUUUCCAAUCAUAAAUGCACAAACAGUUCAAAUAACGUUGAUUUUUUU